Messenger RNA from Myxocyprinus asiaticus (Chinese sucker), 1538 nucleotides. RefSeq names its product inactive hydroxysteroid dehydrogenase-like protein 1. NCBI's taxonomy places the organism in Eukaryota, Metazoa, Chordata, Actinopteri, Cypriniformes, Catostomidae. The coding region runs from base 157 to 1116 and encodes 319 amino acids. Gene Ontology annotation, cellular component: mitochondrion. The transcript is spliced from 4 exons. The record is from RefSeq and is a predicted model, not a curated record.
CACGUUACAGCAGGAAAGGAGAGGAAAGAACCGGUGAAAUAUUACUGAUAUCGGGGGAAAAAACGUAGCUGAGCUAAUUGCGUGCAAACUAAUCCUUUGAAAGGAAAAUAGUACCCCCCCCCAAUUUAAGGUAAAGAAUUGUACAAAUUAUAGCGUAUGAUGGCGGCUGUUGACAGUUUCCAGCUUUUGUACAGAGAAAUUGCCAGAUCGUGCAGUUGUUAUGUAGAAACAUUGGCACUGGUGGGUGCAUGUUACACAGUCAGCAAGGCUGUAGUAUUUAUGAGGGACUGUUAUAGCCUGAUAAGGCUUCACUUUAUUCCACGUCUUGUCUGCCAUAGGGAUCUGAGUCAGCAAUAUGGACAUUGGGCUGUCAUUUGUGGUGCUUCAGAGGCAAUAUCUAAAGCAUAUGCAGAAGAACUGGCCAGAAAUGGCAUCUGUGUGAUUCUGAUCAGCAGUGACAUCAGAAAUGUGGCUGACACUGCCAAGGCUAUCACAGAAACCUACGGAGUAGAGGCCAUUCUGAUUGAGGCUGAUUUCAGUCAGGGGCCCUCUGCCUGCAAACCCAUCAAAGACGCCAUCUGCGGUAAAGAUGUUGGAUUCAUCAUUAACAGUCUGGAUGGGUCUCUAGACCUCUCUCAAGACUUUAUAGACCUGUCUGAAGCUGGAGUUUGGGACAUUAUGAAUAGAAAUAUAGUAGCAGCUACUCUUGUGUCCCACAUGGCACUACCCACUAUGGUAGAGAGGGGCAAAGGAGCAGUGGUCAACAUUUCCAUGGGGGGCUGUUCACGUCCGACUGCUAGAAAGGCUGCCCUCUCUGCAUCUACGGCCUUUCUUGAUAACUUCAGUCGUGCUCUGCAUUAUGAAUAUGGCCAUCGAGGAAUCUUUGUGCAGUGUUUGCUGCCUUUUAGAGUUGCACCUCAAAGACCUGAGGGCUCCAUUGCAGCUGGCUGGCUGGUGCCUAGUCCUCAAGUGUACGCAAGCCAUGCUCUUUCAACCCUGGGUGUCUCUCACAGAACCACAGGAUACUGGCCUCACACCAUACAGUUUCGACUGGUACAGUGCAUGCCAGAGUGGGUAUGGAUGCUGGGAUCUCGUUUGUUCACACAAGCCAUCUGAGAGGAUCGCUUGCUCUCGAUGUGAAAGACUUGCUGGUUCUAGAAAUUGGUGUGCAAAGUUCAGCUUCAGUUUGACCAAACUUCAUCAUUUGACCAUCAAAGUACAUGAGUGAUGAAAGUGUGUUGAAACUUAAAGAUGAAAAUAAACCACUCACCCUGUCUCUUUACCCCAAUCAUACUGAGUUCUUUGUUUAAGACCUCUGAAUUUCAAUAUAUCUGUUUGCACAAUCAAUUUGUUAGUUUUCUAAGUGGCUUGAAUGAUAAUGGUUGGAUCAUGAUUUUCAAGCUAUAUUAGACUUUGACAAUUUUGUAAUGUUUAUGCUCUUGUUUUUUAAAUCCACUCCUUAUAUAUUUGCAAAGAUCAUACAUUUGAAAAAAAAAAUAAAAAAUAAAAUAAAGGUUAACAUUUGGCAUUAAGGUUGU